Cavia porcellus (domestic guinea pig) is the source of this 5097-nucleotide messenger RNA. RefSeq names its product zinc finger protein 709-like. Lineage: Eukaryota; Metazoa; Chordata; Mammalia; Rodentia; Caviidae. Bases 147 to 2219 code for a protein of 690 amino acids. Gene Ontology annotation, molecular function: RNA polymerase II cis-regulatory region sequence-specific DNA binding; DNA-binding transcription factor activity, RNA polymerase II-specific. The transcript has 4 exons. The record is from RefSeq and is a predicted model, not a curated record. Gene Ontology annotation, biological process: regulation of transcription by RNA polymerase II. Gene Ontology annotation, cellular component: nucleus.
CGAAGUAGGCGGGCUCUUCCGGUGUCAUGGCGUGAAAGUGUGAGUCCUGAACGCAGUGCUGAGAGCCUUGCCGCUUGCUAGGACACCUGUGACUUCUGCUGGCUGCAAGCUGCAGGAGAAAGCCUCUGAGACCCUGAAGCCACGCAAUGGAGGCAGUGACUUUUGAGGAUGUGGCUGUGAAUUUCACCCUGGAGGAGUGGGCUUUGCUUAAUCCAUCCCAGAAGAAGCUCUACAGAUAUGUGAUGAGGGAAACUUUUAGGAAUAUGACUGCUAUAGGAAGAAUCUUGGAUAACCAGGAAGUUGAAGAAAAGUACAAAAAUUACUGGAGAAAUCAAAGAAAUGAAGAGGUUGAGAAAUGCUAUCAAAAUAAAGGCUGGAACCAAUACAAAGAAAUAUUCCUUUGCACCCCAGAUGCUGAUGUGGACAUGAAACAAGCUGGUUUAAAACCAGCGGAACGCCUUCCUUGUAGAGAGCCCCUGAUUGGGCAUUUGUCACUAGAUAGACCCAUCAUAGCUCACACUGGGCUCAAGACAUGUGAGUAUUUGGAAUCAAAAGAGAAGCUGUGUAAGUGUAAUGAACAUGGAAUAUGCUGUGGUGAUUUCCUGUCCUUUCAGAAGGAUACAAGAACAAAGACUGAAGAAAAACCCUAUAAGUGUGAUCAAUGUGGGAAAUCCUACUUCGAUCUUCAUGAAAGAACUCACCUUAGAGAGAGGACCUUUGUAUGUAAGAAGAAUGUUCAAGUCUCCAGCACACCCAAUGAUGGUCAGGUCCAUGAAGGUACUCACACUGGAGAGAAACCCUAUGUAUGUAAGCGAUGUGGGGAAGGUUUUAGUAUACAAGAUCAUCGUAAAAUUCAUGAAAGGAUUCAUACUAGGGAGAAACUUCGUGUAUGUAAAAAAUACAGGAAAGCAUUCAGCGGUCCUAAUCAAUGUAAAAUACAUGCAAGAACUCACACUCUGGAGAAACCCUAUGUGUGUAAGCAAUGUGGGAAAGUGUUCAGCAUACGUAGUACUUGUCAAAGACAUGAAAGGACUCACAGUGAGGAGAAACCCUAUGUAUGUAAGCAGUGUGGGAAAGCUUUCAGCAUGAGUGGCACUUGUCACAGACAUGAAAGAAUUCACAGCGGGGAGAAACGCUAUGUAUGUAAGCAAUGUGGGAAAGGUUUUAGCAAAGCUUGUUACUAUAGAAGACAUGAAAGAACUCACACGGGGGAGAAACCCUAUGUAUGUAAGCACUGUGAGAAAGCUUUCCACAGUUACAUUGAAUGUAAAACACAUGAAAGAAUUCACAUCGGGGAGAAACCCCAUGUAUGUAAACAAUGUGGGAAAGCAUUCAACAGGCCCAGUCAGUGUAAAAUACAUGAAAGAACUCACACUGGAGAGAGGCCCUAUGUAUGCAAGCAAUGUGGGAAAGCUUUCAGCAGGCGCAGUGUAUGUAAAAUACAUGAAAGAACUCACACUGGAGAGAAGCCCUAUCUAUGUAAGCAAUGUGGGAAAGCUUUUAGCACACGAGAUUAUUGUAAAAUACAUGAAAGAACUCACACUGGGGAGAAACCCCAUGUAUGUAAGCAUUGUGGGAAAGCUUUCAGUAGGCACAAUGAAUGUAAAAUACAUGAAAGAACUCACACUGGGGAGAAACCCUACGUAUGUAAGCAGUGUGGCAAAGCUUUCAGCAUGCCUAGUGCUUGUCACAGACAUGAAAGAAUUCACACUGGGGAGAAACCCUAUGUAUGCAAGCAGUGUGGCAAAGCUUUCAGCAUGUCUAGUACCCGUUACAGACAUGAAAAAAUUCACAGUGGGGCCAAACCCUAUGAAUGUAAGCAAUGUGGCAAAGCUUUUAGUACACUAAAUUAUUGUAAAAUGCAUGAAAGGACUCACACUGGGGAGAAACCCUAUGUAUGUAAGCAAUGUGGGAAAGCUUUUAGGUCUCAAUAUUAUUGUAAAGUACAUGAAAGAACUCACACUGGGGAGAAACCCUAUGUAUGUAAGCAAUGUGGGAAAGCUUUUAGCGUUCCUAGAGCUUGUCAAACACAUGAAAGAACUCACAGUGGGGAGAAACCGUAUGUGUGUAAGCAAUGUGGAAAAGCUUUUAGCAUUCAUGGGGCUUGCCAAAGACAUGAAAGGACGCACACUGGGGAGAAACCCUAUGUAUGUAAACAGUGUGGGAAAGGUUUUAGCAAGGCUUCUUAUUGUAAAAGACACGAAAGAACUCACACUUAGCAUUAAUUUUGUGUAUGAAAGCAGUGUCAGAAAGCUUGUAGUGUGCCUAGAACUUGUCAAAGACAAACUCACAGUGGGGAGAAACCUUAUGUAUGUAAGCAAUAUAGAUCUGUUACAAGUACAGAAUCACACUGGAGAAACUACAUAAGCGUAUUUUGGAAAUCUUGAGUUGGGCAUGGUUGUGCAUGCCUGUAAUCCCAGCACUUGGGGAGUAGGGUGCUGAAGCAGGAGGAUCACAGUGAGUUUGAGGCCAGCCUAAGAUACAAAGUGAGUUUUAGGCCAGCUUGAGCUGCAUAGUGAAACUGUCACUUUUUUUUUUUCAUUUUAAAAUUAAAAAGAGAAAGAAAAAGAAAUCCUGUGAAAAUUUCUCCUGCAGUGGAGAACUGUGGGAAUAAUUAAUGUAAAGAGCUUGAUGUCAAUGUUUCUCCAUAAAAUUUCCACAGAGUACAAUCCAAGAUAGAAGUAUCCUAAAAUACAUAUAUUCAGUAAGUCACUUAAAUAUCUGGAUUAUGUGUCUGCAGGAUUUAAUACAGAAAUAUUGAGUUGACAUAACUAAGUACUUUAUGUAAGUCUCUGAGCUUACUACAUUGUAUUUUAAUUAAACUUGGUGAAUUUUUCUUUCAAAUAGAGUUAGUAUUUAUAUAAUUUUUGUUUAGUCUUUACAGUUGGAGAGUAUAGGCCACUAAACUCUCAGUUUAGGUAUAGGCCACUAAAAACUCAAUUUUGUUAAUUGCUUUUGUUAUUUGUUGGGAUUUUGCCGUUACCUUUGUUUUAAAUAUUUAGUAUCUUUUAUCUGUAUUCUGUGUAACAGGAAAUAUUUUUAAUUUGAUGUCAUUUUAAGUUAUUUUCAGAGACUUUGGCCAUAUGUUUUUGACAAAGUCAGUUUGUUUCUGCACAUCUUGUACAUUAGCACAUUAUAUUUCUCAUACAAUAAGGCACUUGCUUAAAUUCCAGCAUUGUAUAGUAUAUUGUGUAUGUAAUUUUGCCUAUUUUUCUUUAAUAUUAGGGCCAUUAUUAUUAUUACAUAAAAUUUUGUUUUCUUACCAUCAAAAUUGUGCUUUUCUUGUUUAUGUUCAAAUGACUUAAUUUGGUGGUAAUUUUUCCACUACAUAUACCAAAAAUAACUCACACUGCAAUUAGUUUCUGAUGGCUAUAGACCAGCAGGAACAUAACUUGUUAUGGAGAGAUUUAUUACGAUGUAUAGUUCAGGCUGGCAUUGAACUCACUGUGUCAUCCAGGCUAACUCAAAUUCAUGACAAUUUUCCUGCCUCGGCCUCCUGUGUGCCGGGAUUACAGGCAUGUACCACUAUGUUUGACCACCAUUAUUGUUUUUACUGAAUAAACAGAAAAUGCCAUAAGUGAAAACCUAACUCACAAGAGAGAUCAGUUUUGUAAGAGGUAGAAUUUACUAAAUUAUACUUAAGAUUGUGGUGUUUUUGUCAGUUCGAGAGAUAAAUUUAUACAAUGCCAUUUUUCAUUAUUCAUAAGGAGCACUGUCUAAUGUUUGAGGUAUGUAACAGAUGCUUUCAAGCACAUAGACUUGUUAAAAGUGUGUGUCCCAGUUGGCCUCCUGUAGCCUACAUUUUUAAAUAGCAUCUUGACGUUGAAAUAUUUUGCAAAAUUUUUACACAGUGCUCUCAAAUACAAAAGCUGCUCAAUUUCUGCUUGGGGUUAUACUUUUAGUGUCAUGCAAAGUAAGUGAACAGUUCAUUUUUAAAUACCAAUAAUCCAGUGAACAUUUAACUUGCGCUAGUUUUAAUUAUGCUCAGACAUGAAUAAUUCACCAGUUGUAUAAUACUAUAUCUGAAAUAACUGAUACAAUUCAUGAAAUAGAAUACAUUGCAGAGUAUGUUGUCAAUUUUUACACCUACAACUUACACCUAACUUCCCUGCAGCAAAUUUCUGCUUCUUACCAUCAACAGGAAGAUAGGCAGUGUGUAUUGCUAUUCCACUUUGUGAUGAAAUGUUAAAACUACAAGAAGUUUUACCGUGAACACACUUAUUUUCCCAUUAUCUUACCAUGAAAAAAAUCUUGCUGGGCCUUGUGAUGUGUUUGUAAUCCCAACAACUCAAGAUGCAGAUAUGAAAGGAAAACAAAAUUGAGGUCAGCCUAUUCAACUUAGUGAGACACUGUCUUAAAAUAUAUUUUGAAGUUCUGCAGAUGUAGCUCAGUGAUUUGGGACUCUUAGAUUUACUCUCUAGUAUUAAAAUUACUUUAAUACAAACCUUUACACAUCAGUGUUUGUCCUUUUCUUACUUUAAUAAUGUGUAAAGGUCUAAGACAAAUGCAAUGCUGUAUUCCUUUAGUUCCAGCAUUAGAAGAGGCUGCUGAGAUAGGAUGAUCAUGACUUUGAAGCGGUAGGGGCUGGGUAGAUUCCUUUGCAAACUAAAACAGUUGUCUUUAUGUCUGUAUUUUAAGUUUAAGGAAAGAAACAACUUUAGGUUACGAACAUAAACCUAGGAUGAUGUUUCUUUUAUCACUAUUGCAAAUCAUGGUUCUGUUGCUCUGGAAAUAAUCUUUUCAUGGUAAUAUUGUUACAGCAGCCAUAUAUAUGCCUGCAUCAUCGAUUAAAAUAUAAAAAAGUAGAACAUGAAUAAGAAGCAUUCCUUGGUCUGAAUAUAGGAGAGACAUUGAAAAAUUAAUUUUCUUAAUGUUGUUCCUAGGGUCUGGUAGGAAAUAAAGUGAGAUGACACAAUAAUCAUAUAAAAUUGAAAAACUGCACAAACAUGGAAACAAAGUGAACAAAUAACCUACAAAAUGGUAAAAUGUUUUCUAUCCAUUCUGUAGGGUACUAAUAAUGGAAAAAAACAGGAGAGUAAAAUAAAUAUACACUUUUUGGAAGAAGUACAAAUUGUCAAUAAAUAUCUGAAAAAAAUA